Molecule: messenger RNA, 1465 nt
Organism: Centropristis striata (black sea bass)
Lineage: Eukaryota; Metazoa; Chordata; Actinopteri; Perciformes; Serranidae
Gene: rprml
Product: reprimo-like
Exons: 1
Coding region: 398-733 (111 amino acids)
Source: RefSeq, a predicted model, not a curated record
AAAAGAAGCGCUCGCAGGCGAACACAGACGCAAAGGGACUGUCUCUUAUUACAACCGAGGAAACACGUUCUGCACCUUGCGCUCUCGAAGAAUACUCACUCCAAGUCAGAAAGGUAGCCUUUGGACUUUUGAGUUGCAGAAACUUAGUUUUGGCAGCACCUGACGCGACGCGGAUUGACUGCAGCAGCAGUCGGGUGAUUUGGAUGUGGUCAUUACGCACUGAGGCUGCCUGUAGAGCUGGACUUUAAGAAGCGUAUUGUUCUGGGCUUUCUUUCACUUAUUCUUGUCUGAACAAUCACAUGACGCAAAGUUUCACUUGGAGUCCAGGUUCUUUGGUGAGACUGUGUGCCUGCCUUGUGGAGUCGCGUGUGUUUUUGCUGAUAACUCGCAAGGAAACAUGAACGUCUCCUUCUUCGACGUGACCCAGGGCGCGCUGUUUAACGGGAGUCAGACCCUCGCUGGAACUCUGGCGACAUACUCCGGCAACGGCACCGGCAACGUGGUGACCGGCGACGGCGGAGGGUCUCUGGUGCUGGUGCAAGACGAGCGCAAACUCUUCGUCAUGCGUGUGGUGCAGAUCGCGGUGCUGUGCGUGUUGUCGCUCACCGUUGUGUUCGGUAUAUUUUUCCUAGGAUGCAACCUGAUGAUCAAAUCGGAGAGCAUGAUUAACUUCCUGGUAAAGGACCGGAGACCCUCCAAAGACGUGGAGACGGUCAUGAUCGGGCUCAGCUAGAGCAUGGAGAGCAGGUACUGUGGAGAACUGGAGCGGAGAUCCGGUAUGAGGAUCUGAUGCGCGUUUUCCUCCUGCAGGUCAAGAUCUGCAUCUGCAUGUACUUCUCGAAGACGCUCUCUGUGUCUUAGAGAGGAAAUAUAUGCAAAAACUUCAUUAUUUCCUUCUGAAAACCGAAUACAGGAAAGUAGUCCAGCGACCAAUGUCCGUGCGUAAAGUGUGUGCGUAAAACACGGGAAAUUGUUUACACGUGGGCCGAUCUGUCUAUUGAUCUGUUUUGAGUGAAUUUAAUGUUGCCAACUUGAACAAAGUGACGAAAAUGUUUACAAGUUACCUCAUUUUUUUGUUUCGCUACUUUUUUCUUUUUUUGUAAAUUUGAACUGAUUGUUAAUGAAUGUUUUUAAAACUGUCAAAACGCAUGAUUGUGAAUUCUUAUACUUCCACGUCAGCCAGUGUACUAUGUGGACGUGAUGGACAUGUGGGUAUUCCUAUACAAAGUAUUUUUCUUGGUCUCGUUUGGUAAAAAUACACUUUAAUUGAUGAAAUCUUGCACGUUUUUCAACAAACUCCGUCACAGCUUUAUGGAGUGGUUCUGGUCCUGUUUGGCAUGCUCGCUAAUUGAUCUGUAAAGUGAUUUUUGGACCCGUUUUGCACUUUUGAAAUCACUGAUGCUGCAUGAAUUAUUUUGUACGAAAAUACUUGAAAUUGCAGCAUGCAAUUAAAACAUUGAAAUUA